Molecule: messenger RNA, 1112 nt
Organism: Lipotes vexillifer (Yangtze River dolphin)
Lineage: Eukaryota; Metazoa; Chordata; Mammalia; Artiodactyla; Lipotidae
Gene: CLIC5
Product: CLIC family member 5
Exons: 6
Coding region: 354-1112 (252 amino acids)
Source: RefSeq, a predicted model, not a curated record
AUUUUGGGCGCGGGCGGCGACCGCGGGAUCGCUGCCGGGCGCGGAUCCGGUGACACCUCUCAGCGCGCGGCACUUGUUGCUCUCAGGACCUGCCGGCCAUCCCUGAGCCCACCUUUCUCCCUCGCCGCCCCCUGUCCCCUCCUGGCUUCUCUCCUUUCCGUGCGAUCGCCCGGGACACCGAUCUCUCAGGCACCGCUGUCGCCGGCUGGAGAAAUAGAUUAAAGGAAAUAGAUAAACUCCCUCCGCAGGGGGCCCAGCCGGGCAGCAGCAGCGGCAGGAGCUGGAGCGCUGGCCCGGGCGCCGCAGAGGUGGCGCCUCCCCGGCCCGGGACGCUGGCCCCGGGCGCCGACGGCAUGACGGACGCGGCGACGGCUAACGGGGACGACAGGGACCCCGAGAUCGAACUCUUCGUGAAGGCUGGAAUCGAUGGGGAAAGCAUUGGCAACUGUCCCUUCUCUCAGCGCCUCUUUAUGAUCCUCUGGCUGAAAGGAGUUGUGUUCAAUGUCACCACUGUGGAUCUGAAAAGAAAGCCAGCCGACCUGCACAACCUCGCCCCUGGCACCCAUCCGCCCUUCCUGACCUUCAACGGGGACGUGAAGACGGACGUCAAUAAGAUCGAGGAGUUCCUGGAGGAGACUUUGACCCCCGAAAAGUACCCCAAACUGGCUGCGAAGCACCGGGAAUCCAACACAGCGGGCAUCGACAUCUUCUCGAAGUUCUCCGCCUACAUCAAAAACACAAAGCAGCAGAGCAACGCUGCCCUUGAGCGAGGCCUGACCAAGGCACUGAAGAAACUGGAUGACUACCUGAACACCCCUCUGCCAGAGGAGAUCGACUCCAACACUUGCGGGGACGAUGGCAAGGGCUCCCGGCGCAAGUUCCUGGAUGGAGACGAGCUGACCCUGGCCGACUGCAACCUGCUGCCCAAGCUCCAUGUGGUCAAGACUGUGGCCAAGAAAUACCGCAACUACGAUUUCCCGGCUGAGAUGACGGGCUUGUGGCGGUACCUUAAGAACGCCUACGCCCGGGACGAGUUCACCAACACCUGCGCGGCUGACAGUGAGAUUGAGUUGGCCUAUGCGGAUGUAGCCAAGCGCCUCAGCCGAUCCUGA